AUGGCAGUCGGUAAAAAUAAGCACCUUACAAAAAGCAGCAAGAAGGGAGCCAAGGAAAAUGUGGUUGACCCAUUUUCUAAGAAAGAUUGCUGUGAUGUGAAAGAACCUGCUAUGUUCGAUGUAAGAAAUAUUGGGAAAACACUAGUCACGAGAACUCAAGGAACCAAAAUCGCAGCUGAUGGUAUCAAGAGUCACGUUUUUGAAGUGAGCCCAGCUGAUCUGCAGAAUGAUGAAGCUGUCUACCAAAUCUGGAAGAAGAUGAUGGAAAUCAUGACCCAAGAGGUACAAACAAAUGACUUGAAAGACGUGGUCAAUAAACUGAUUCCAGAUAGCGUUGGAAAGGACAUAGAAAUGGCUUGCCAAUCUGUUUAUCCGCUCCAUCAUGUCUUUAUUAGAAAAGUCAAAACGCUGAAAAAGCCCAAGUUUGAACUGGGAAAACUCAUGGAGCUUCGUGGUGAAGGUGGCAGUUCUAGACAAGCUACUGGGGAUGAGACAGGUGCUAAAGUUCAAUAA
Molecule: messenger RNA, 513 nt
Organism: Rhinolophus ferrumequinum (greater horseshoe bat)
Lineage: Eukaryota; Metazoa; Chordata; Mammalia; Chiroptera; Rhinolophidae
Product: 40S ribosomal protein S3a-like
Exons: 2
Coding region: 1-513 (170 amino acids)
Biological process (GO): translation
Cellular component (GO): cytosol; ribosome
Molecular function (GO): structural constituent of ribosome
Source: RefSeq, a predicted model, not a curated record